Messenger RNA from Cylindrotheca closterium, 3714 nucleotides. The record is from the annotation of a GenBank genome assembly. Lineage: Eukaryota; Bacillariophyta; Bacillariophyceae; Bacillariales; Bacillariaceae.
AUGGCAGGGCCAGGGUUGUCAAGAACUCCCUCCAAGAGAGUUCUAGCAUCAGAGGCGGAAUCAACAACAGACAAUGUCAGGUUCAGAGUAGAGAGCUCGUAUGUCGAUGAUGACACUGCCAACAACCGAUCCACAGAAAUGGGAAUGUCAGGUUCCGAAGAACAGUCACGAGAGAACAGUCGAUCACAGGAGUACAGCAAGUCUCUCGAGUUUACCACCGCUUCUUCCGAGCACUUUGGUUUCAGUAGAAGCCACAAGCGGUCUAGUUCUUACUCUGGGGCAUCGAAAUGGCGCCAGGAGUCUCAAUGGGUGCAAAGGAGCAAAUAUUCUGUGCUAGCAUUUUUAGCUGUGACAUGCAUCGGUUCUGCCACGGGCAUGUAUUUCUUGACCAAGGCCUCGGAAACUGCUGGGUUUGCAGAAGAGGUUGAAGACCAUGCCAAUGAACUGGUUGCAAUUUCUCAUCAAGAGGCAACCAAUAUCUUUGAAGCCAUUUCAAACUUUGCAGUUAUGAUCACUUCCUAUGCCAUUGAUACCCAAACUGAAUUUCCAUUUGUCACCAUUCCACAUUUUGAACAUCGUGGUAAUAAUCUUCGUUCUAUUACUGGUGCCGGGUCUCUGACUUGGAAUGCUUUUGUGGAAUUACAAGAUGUUGAUGCCUGGGUAAACUACACUCGUCAACAAGAUGGAUGGAUUCAAGAUGGAUUAAAUUCUCAAGCCAAACGAGACGGGACAGAACCUCUAGUAGCAGACGAGAUUCCUUCCAACGUGUAUCGACUCGGGCGUGAUCCGGAAUCCGGUGCCAUAGGCACAUUCUCCGAUACUGACAGUGCCACAAAACUUGUUACUUGGCAAGUCUCACCAGUUCCACAGAAUCCCGACAUGGUCAACCUAAAUUUGUUUUCCACGCCGUUUGCUAAUGGAAUUGAGAAUAUAGAUGGUCUCAAUGUUCUCUCCAAAUUCAUGAGGGAUCCCCGUUACUUGGAGCUGGACGAAGAAACAAACCUAGCACGUCCGCAAUCCUUACUUGCCCAACCGGUCUACAAAGAUUUUCGAGAUGCUGACAACAGAGAUUCUUCCAUCAUUGUCGGGUAUCUUGUUGCCUUAUUGCCUUGGGAUAACUUUUUCAAAAAUAUUAUUCCAGAGACCCACCAUACAAUGGACUUGGUACUAUCCAAUGACUGCGGAGAAGUUGCUACCUUGCAAGUUCGGGGGCCCGAUGUCGUUGUGGUUUCCAACACGGAGGAUACCCACGAUCCCGAGUUCGAUUCCAUGGUGGUUCGUCACACCUUUGGGCAGAUACCUGCCAAAUGGGCAACCUUCGAUAACAAAGAUCGUCGAAGGCUCCAAGAUGAAGUCCAAUCCAUCAACUCGUACUGGUGCACCUACGACCUUGCGAUUUACCCAACAGAAGAUUUUCGAGCCCAGUCCGAGGAUGACGAAACCAUCUUUUAUCCCGUUGGAAUUGUGAUCAUUUUCGUCUUUACAACAGCCGUCUUUUUGCUUCAUGAUACCUUUAUUGCACGACGACAGGCUCGCAUCGAGGAAUCGGCAGCCAGAUCCAAUGCCAUUGUGCAGUCACUCUUCCCAGCGCAAGUCCGAGAACGUCUUCUAAUGGCCGGGAACGAGGACAAGGCUAGUCAACAGAUCACUAGGAACGAAGAAAAGACAGCAAACUCUAGUGACCAUGCGGAAUCUGCUUCGAAAAAUGAUGGUAUUGGUCUUGAAGAUGGUGACUUGGUUACAGACAGGCUGUUGCGAACCAAGCCAAUUGCCGAUUUGUUCCCCCAUGCGACUGUCAUGUUUGCCGACAUUUGCGGCUUCACUGCUUGGAGUAGUGUUCGCGAGCCUACCCAAGUAUUUACACUACUGGAACAAAUCUACAAUUCCUUUGACAUUUUGGCACGAAAGCGACGCGUAUUCAAGGUCGAAACGAUUGGGGAUUGCUACGUUGCAGCCGCUGGAUUGCCUGAUCCACGCCCCGACCACGCCGUGGCCAUGUGUCGUUUCGCGAAUGAAUGUCUAAUCAAGAUGCACUCGGUGGUCAAAAAGCUGGAAGUUCGAUUGGGGCCCGACACUGCUGAAUUGGGAAUGCGUUUUGGUCUUCACAGUGGGCCAGUGACCGCUGGUGUGUUGAGAGGAGAAAAGUCUCGUUUUCAACUAUUUGGAGAUACUGUAAAUACAGCAUCGAGAAUCGAGACUACUGGGGAAAGAAACCGAGUGCACCUGUCGGAAGACACUGCUCGAAUUUUGAUUCAAUCCGGCAAGGAAAGCUGGGUCGAACGGCGCGAUGGAGUAGUUGCCGCCAAGGGGAAGGGAGAUAUGGUAACCUACUGGCUGACUUUAGCGCAAAGCAAAUUGAAGAAGCGCAAGGCCAACAAGAAGGAGGCGACGAUCGCCGAGGAGGAGAAUGCCAAACCUACAUCAAACUCCACCUCGAUUGGAGAAAAACCAGCAAGCCUCGAGAUUCCAGAGAGAAGCAUCUCGUUGGAUCAGCAUAUCACUUACGAUGACCGCAAGCAACGUCUGAUCGACUGGAAUGUGGAUGUCUUGACAACUUUCUUGAAAAAGAUUCAGGCCAUGCGAGCUGAAGAAGAGACUGAUGCCUUAGCUGGCAAAAACUUUGAACAUGAUUCGUGGAGAAAUGCCCAUGCCGAUACAACCGUCUUGGACGAAGUGCGUGAAAUCAUUGCCUUGCCCCAAAAAGAGCAAGUCUACAAGAGAGAUCCACAAAGCUUGCAGAUUGGAGAAAAGGCUACGGCAGAGUUGAAGGAAUAUGUUGGUUUAAUCGCAUCCAUGUACCACGAGAAUUCAUUCCAUAACUUUGAACAUGCCAGUCACGUGACACAAUCCGUCACAAAGCUACUGACUCGAAUUGUGACUGCUGAUGACAUUGACUACAACGAUUAUCAAUACAAAAAGAAGGGAAAGGAAGCUGAUCUUCACCAGCACACAUACGGAAUCACGUCCGAUCCCAUUACGCAAUUCGCAUGUGCUUUCUCGGCUCUGAUUCAUGAUGUCGAUCAUUCGGGUGUGCCAAAUGCCCAAUUGAUCAAGGAAGAAUCCGACGUAGCACUCUUUUACAAGAACAAGUCCGUUGCGGAACAAAACUCUGUGGAUCUCGCCUGGAGUCUUUUGAUGGAACCCGAGUUUGAUGCUUUGAGAGCCUGUAUUUACAGGGACAAGGAUGAGCUCGAUCGAUUCCGUCAGUUGGUUGUCAACUCUGUGAUGGCGACGGAUAUUGCCGAUCGAGAAUUGGGUGCUGCCCGGAAAGCUCGAUGGGUCAAAGCCUUUGCCCAUUCGGAUGAAGAAACUGAGGAAACAAGUAGUGCGUUGCGUGAAGGUCGCAUCGAUGCUGUGAACCGAAAGGCCACCAUUGUGAUUGAGCACUUGAUUCAAGCCUCAGAUGUUAGUCAUACGAUGCAGCAUUGGCACGUAUACUCGAAAUGGAAUGAGAAGUUGUUCCACGAAAUGUACGGCGCCUAUAAGAGUGGACGUGCUGGCAAGGAUCCUACUGAGUUCUGGUACACUGGUGAACUUGGCUUCUUCGACUUUUACAUUAUACCAUUGGCUAAGAAACUGAAAGAAUGUGGUGUCUUUGGAGUCGCCAGUGACGAGUACUUGAAUUAUGCCGUGACAAAUCGUGAAGAAUGGGAACGAAAGGGAUUAGAUAUGAUAGAAAAGUACAAAGCAGCCCACGGAAAGACGGCGAUAUAG